GUGAGGGUUUGUGAGGUUUUAGCACCAAUAUUUGAGAGAGUUCAAGCAAAAAUCAUGGAAGCAACUAUCAGUUUCAUUGCAAAGGUCCUUGUUUUUUGUGGCCAAAACUAUCAAGUUUGGUCAAUUAAAAUGAAGGCAUAUCUAAGAGCAUUUGACCUCUGGGAUGCUGUUGAGCAUGAUAUUGAUCCACCUCCUUUGCCUAGAAAUGCAACCUUGAACCAAAUAAGGUGUCACACAGAGGAAGUGACAAAGAAAUACAAGGCACUGACCACCAUUCAUUCUACAGUGUCUAAAGAAAUUUUUACAAGAAUUAUGACUUGUGAAACAACAAAAAAGGCCUGGGAUAAACUCAAGGAGGAGUUCCACAGAGAUACAAAGGCAAAGCAAAUUCAAGUGGUUAAUCUUAAGAGGAAAUUUGAGGUUCUCAGGAUGAAAGAAAUAGAAACUGUGAAAGAAUUUUCUGACAGGGCAAUGAAGGUGGUGAAUCAUAUUAGAAUACUUGGUGAAGAACUUACAGAGAAGAGGAUUGUAGAUAAGGUUCUUGUGAGUUUACCAAAGAAAUUUGAGCAUAAAAUUUCUUCUCUAGAGGACUCAAAGGACAUGACACAAAUGACACUUUCAGAACUUGUGAAUGCGCUUCAAGCUGUAGAACAAAGGAAAGCAAUAAGGCAAAAAGUUAAAGGUGAUGUUGAAGGUGCUUUUAUUGCAAAUGAAAGAGGAAAGGGUCAUGUAAGCAAUUUGACCAUGAUGAAAAGACUUGGAAAUGGAGAACUUGUUGAAGUGAAAGGAAAAGGGACAAUUACUGUUAAUACAUCAACUGGUAUCAAGUACAUUUGUGAUGUUUUAUAUGUGCCUUGCUUGAGCCAAAAUUUGAUUAGUGUUGGUCAACUAUUAGAGAAUGGUUAUGUAGUGCAUCUUCAUGAUGAAUGUGUUGAUGUGAUUGAUAAACUUGGUGUAAAAUUAUUUACUGCCGCUAUGAAUCAUAGAAAAUUUUCUAUUGAUUGGAGUCAAACUGAAAUUAAAGCAUGCACUACUGUUGUGGAUGAAUAUGAGAAAUGGCAUGGGAGCUUUGUUGCCAAGGAGGAGGUUGUUGGAACCGUUCAAGAUAAGCAUGCCAACAAAGCUCCUAUGUUGUUGUCCGAUUGAGUCUAUUUGUUUGUUAUUUGAAUUUACUUUAGUUUGUUUGCAAUUUGAAUUAGUUUGCUGCAGUUUGUUUUAAGUGUUUUUAAGUUUAUAGCAGUUUGUUUAAAUUUAUUUGUAUUGAAUAAUUGUUGAGGUAGUUUUGUAACUACCCUUAUUUGUGUAUUUAAGUAUUUUACAUAAUGAAAACUGUGUUGUUUC
This is a messenger RNA of Rubroshorea leprosula, 1341 nucleotides long. The record is from the annotation of a GenBank genome assembly. NCBI's taxonomy places the organism in Eukaryota, Viridiplantae, Streptophyta, Magnoliopsida, Malvales, Dipterocarpaceae.